AUGUCGGCGCAGGAGACCGUGCUGGGGCACUCCCUCUCCAGCGCCGCCUUGAUCUCGUCGACCACAUCGAACCCUCUGAUGGAGUUGCGGUUGGGGUUGGAGAGCUUCUCGCUCACGAUGCUGGGGCUGCUGUCCAGCAGGACCGACGCGUCGCAGCCCUUUAUAAAGAAAACACGACACCAAAUGAGGCUACCAAACAUGGGUUCCCUCCAAUCAUCAAUCAUCAUCAGCUGGCUAGCUGGCUAGCGAGAGAGAGAGAGAGAGGGAGAGAGCGGGGACCUUGACGAAACAGUCGUGGAAGUGCAGCCUAACGAGGGACGCGGCCAUGCGGGCCUCCCGGGCGACGGCCUGGGCCACCACGGACCUCACAAUCUCCUUAGCCUUGGGGCAGGACCGGUCGUAG
This is a messenger RNA of Spirodela intermedia, 403 nucleotides long. The record is from the annotation of a GenBank genome assembly. Lineage: Eukaryota; Viridiplantae; Streptophyta; Magnoliopsida; Alismatales; Araceae.